CGCCCAAUGAAAACGACCUAGAGGCUUCAGCGGUUUUUCGAAUGAGUCUCAUUCCCAGCUGUUUUGAGUCAUUGUUGUGACUACUUUGGAUUUCCACAAAUAACUUUCAGUUCUGGAAGAAAACUAUAUUAUUUAUAUGGAGCAUUUCUCCUCUGUCCCUUUUCGCAUCGAUCAAUAUAUUCAACUAUCACAUGCCCAAAUAAAGGCCUGUAGACAGGGGUUUUACAAUGCUUUUGCUUUCGGCCUUCUGUUUCUUAUUUCUGGAGUUGCCUUAGCUGUGUAUUACACCUUACAGAUUUUCUUUAUGCCGCUAAUGUGGGCCUUUUUGUGUGGGACAGUGCUGUAUCCGUUUAAGAGUUCUCUAACUGAUAUUAUCCGUGGUUGGAUAAGACGUGUGGACGCUGAAGACCAGUUGCUUUUGGUGGAAACUAUUGUCGUACCUUUUCGAAUCCUUAAUGCACUAUCUUCCAUUUUACUCCAUAAAGCAUCUGACUACUCGAGUCUAUUGAAGUCUUCAUUGUUUCUUCUUCUAACUUUCCAUGUAUGUUCUUUCUUCGACUUUUUCUGGCUACCCGGUUUGUUUUCAAAUGCAGCAUGUCUUUGCAUCUCACUUAUUGACUAUGUAUUGGGUCUGAUGUCGUUUAAGCUGGUUGCCACUUUAGGUGUCGCGCAUGCUAUAACGGCUUUAGUACAACCGUGCAGUUUCUACUUUGUACAUACGGUAUCGCAUUUGUUCUGGGUGAUUUUAUUGUUAUGGUGUACAUCGUUCGCUGGCGUUUUGAGGUUGCCAGUGUUUUUCACUUCAGUUGCGGUUCUAGCAAUUGGAUAUUGGUGCUUUGGUGACACGAGUGAUGGAACUUACCAAGAACGGUGGGCUUCUUGUCACACAGUUACUGCGGUAGACGGAGGAUCUGGUGACCAUGUUAGGAAUGCUGUUUCCUGUGAUACACUUACGACAGCAAAUAUGGAACGUAGCCAAUUUUCCGAAAGCUCCGAACAGAUAUUCCAUAGUCAAGCAGAAGACGGAGAACGACGAGACCAACGUGGACGUCCACAAAGAUGGUCGCAGUUUCUGCGACAAGCUUUGCUUUCAAUACCGACAGGAUCAGACUAUGGGUUCGACCCAGUUAGUGAGUUACGUGCUUUUAUGUCUGAACAAUUUCGUUUGACAUCUGCAAAGUCCAACAGUGCAGUUUUCGACAGACAAAGAUUCUUUGAAACAAAUGAUUCAAUUCAUCAUCCAGAAUGCAUUUUUGAUGCUACCGACAGAAAUCCAUCUGUUCAUUCGGCUGGUUCAUUUGUUAAUUGUUGUUUUCUUGCACUAUGUUGGGCUCAUUUUCUUGUCAUCAUAUGGUUGUAUCAAUGGCCACUGCAUUUGGUUUGUUUUGUUCUCAUUUGUGUUGGAAUUUUUCGCUUAUCACAAUACCUACAAAUACAAGAGUUAUCACGUUGGCUUUUCUGUAAACUGAGUGGUAUUGUGCAAGCUUUUGUACCAAAUUUAAGUAUGGCGCAAAGACGAUCCUACUUGAAAUCACUUAUCCCUAAACCUGUGCAUGGAUUAUUCACACUUCUGUCGUAUUGUGAUAGAAAGCUUUGUCAUUGUUUGGAUUCAUGGUUGGACAGUGUAGUCACCCUAUUCAUUCUUAUCUUCUUCAUUUUCGCAUUUUGUCUGUUGACAAUGUUUUUGGCAUUUCAAGUUCAUAAUGAAAGUAUUCGUUUGGUAUCUUUAACGAGUGAUCUGAUUAACAAAGCUAUGAAUAGUGAAGCAUAUAGCUGGCUUCCUAAAAAAGAACAAGUUGAUGGUAUGUUUGGCGUCUUGGCUGCAAAUGCUUAUCAGGCAGGACGUAGUUGGAUAUCUGAUAGAACAAAUGAACUUUUUGAAGGUGAUCCGAAUUCAAAAGCUAUAUUGAAAGAGCAACUUUUAGAUCUAUGGGAGAAUGUUUAUAAUUCUUUUAUAAAUCAGCCUAUCAACAAUACAGUGGGCAUCAAUGAGUCAAGAAGUUAUAAACCAAGUUUACCUUUUAUGCCUAAUAACACUUAUAAUCAUGUUGAUUCAAGUCGUCGUGUAUCAAAUACUUUUGGAGUUGUACCAUCAAAUAGAUUUUCUAUCAACACAACGUGGAUAUUUAAUCGUCAUGCUUUGAGUUCUCUGUUUGUAAUUAUAAAACAGAAUUUGGGUACACUGGCAACUGUUACAGAAUCAUUAUGGAUUUUUGUACGCAGUAAUUUAAAUUUGAUAGCACAUUUUAUUACUGUGGUACUUUCGUCAAUCAUGAGUGGAGGACAUGUGGCAGUCAAUUUUAUCAUUGCUUUCUUGAUUUUUCUUACAGUUCUUUAUUAUGUGUUAGCUGCUAGUGGAUCGUGUUACCUUCCUGUUGCUUUUAUCACUUCACUAGCACCGAGUACGCCUAAAAUGAAUUCAUUGAUUACACGUUUCUCUUCAACUGUUGAAAUGGCUAUUAGUGGAGUAUUUGUUGCAACAUUGAAAUUGGCUGUAUUCUACGGAUUGUAUACAUCACUCACUCAUACUAUAUUUGGCUUAGAUCUUGUAGUAAUUCCAUCUGUAUUGGCUGCUUUACUUGGUGCUGUUCCAAUUAUUGGAACAUAUUGGGCUGUACUACCCGGUGUAAUUGAAAUUAUAAUCAUUCGUCAGUCAUUAACUCAAGCUGGUCUACUCAUAAUUUUUCACUUAUUACCAACCUAUUUUGUUGAUGUCGCAGUUUAUAGGGAGAUUAAAGGAGCUGGUCAUCCAUAUUUCACUGGUCUUGCAAUUGCUGGUGGGAUAUACUAUCAAGGUCCUGCAGGUGCUUUAUUUGGUCCCAUUCUCCUGUGUUGUUUUUUGGUUGGAAUGAAUAUGUUUCGUUGGAUUCUAGACUCUAGCAAGACAGAGUUUCCUGUCAGUCAAUGUGCUCACAAGUCACACUAUUCACCAACAGCUUCUUUGAAUCUGGAUUGCCCAUAUCGAACCUCGAAUUCAUUUUACACUCCUACUCCAUACCAUAGUGUAAACUCGAAUAUUAAACGUUCUGCUUUAUCUUCGAAAUAUCGUAGGCCUAUUUUCAAACGACGAUCAAAAUAUCAAUUUACAAAAAAUUCGUUUUCAAUGCCUGACAUUUCAGAUAUAUCGGAUGAAUCGGGUCAAAAUGCACAAUCCAGUCAAAAUACAACUAAGCCUGUUUCACCAAGUAUAAAUAUACAAUAUGCGCAUACAUCAACCCCAGCACCUAGAUGCGUACCGUUUCAACGUUGAUUUGAUUAACCAAAGAAGAAUUCAAUUAUUCAUAGUUUUAUGUACUUUACAUCGUACAUCGUUUCUCUCUUUACCUCUAUUAGAUAAUUACGAGUUUUUUCUUUCCAGUUGGUUCAUUUAUUUUUUUGGCAUCAUGCUUCAUUCAUUGAACAAUGAUAUUUACAUUCCUCAUAUUUUUAUAAGUUUUGGUUUGUUCUCUAUGGAGUAAUUGCGCGAGCAUUUAUUAACUAACUCACUCACUAACUAAUCAGUCUUCUUAUGCCUUUUCUCUAUGAUGAAUGAGUAAAUACAGCAUUUAACAACAGAAUCGGUGUAUCACGCAAAUUACUUAACGCCUCCACCAUUUCUGUCUAUGUAUGCUUAUACAACAUGUAUGUAUAUCGCUGUCUUUGCGUCUGUGUGUGUGUGGGUGGGUGUGUAAGCUUUAUUGUGUGCUCUUGUUCAUUCUCUUCCUUUUUUCUCUCUUAUCACCAAUUUAUUGUUUGAGUAAAUGUUUUAACAGACGUCAUCUUCGCGUUUUCUUCUUUUGUUUAUUUUUUUUCACAUUUAUUUCUAAACCAAAGACUGACUAUGCAUUGUGACUGUGUUUAUCUUGCGUAGCUUAUACGCGUCUCCCUUUUUCGUGUCUAUUGUGUUUGUGUCUUCGUUUUUUUGUUUCGCUUUCCGCUCCUCUUCGUUGCAUCAUCCUGGUCAAUAUAGAUAAAUAUAUUUUGUUUUUCUGUUUAGGCACGCUUAUGCCGUGAUAAUUCUCACAGAUUUAAAAUGUCAUUUUAAAUGUUGCAUUAUUAUUAUUAUCAUUGAGAUUUUUAAUGCAGCAGAGACACUAAUGUUCAACUUUUUUUGUUGUUGUUCUUCUUUUGAUAAUGUAGACGAAAACGGUGUUGACGUCUUCAUUUUGCGUCGAAUUCAAUUCGUCUCGUUAAGUAUACGCUUUUAAACUAUGUGACGUUGAAGGGCUAGUUGCGCAUAUGCCAGUUUACGCCGUCUCUGAUGUAAAGGUGAUAUCCGACUAUCGACCAAAGAACGGGUGUACUGCUCAUCAGUCCGCUCCGUCCUCCUGUAUGGCUGUGAGACCUGGCCACUGAGAGUGGAAGACAUGAAGAGACAGGCUAGCUGUCUUUGAUCAUAGGUGCCUGCGUUCUAUCUCCCGUGUGAAGUGUUAUAAUGAGGUGAGCAAUAUUGAGGUUAGUCCCUGUCGAGUGCUAGGUAAGGAGGGGAAGUCAAUGGACGAGGCUGUGAAGUUACAUCGACUGAGAUGGUUAGGACAUGUGUUACGUAUGCCUAGCCAUCGCCCUCCUCGAGAAUGGGCAAUGUUAGCGGAAAUAGGGUCAGGCUGGAAAAGAACUAGCAGCAGUCAAACCAAAACAUGGCACCAGUCAAUGAGAUCUACAACAAUUAGUUUAAGCCAGCAUGUAGGAAGAUGCUGACUUCAUGUUUGGGGUCCUCGGGACGUUAAAAAUCUAUGGUUGGAAACAAUUGGUGACAUGGCUCAAAAUCGUUCUCAGUGGCGCAGAUGCAUCCACUCCUUGUGACUUAUGAUCUCCAAUGAAACUGUUUUGUUCUUCGUUACUACUUUUCCUUUGUCUCACCCCCCUUUUUGCUGUCUUUGCUAUGGUUUUCUUCUACCUUCUUCUCUUGCUUUGUGUGCUACAUGGGGGAGUGUGGCGACUUGAACUGCUGCACAUCAGUGCAAAGUUCUAUGUCGAAAACAGACAGAUGUGACGUUGACGAUAAAUGUAAUGUAAUUG
Trichobilharzia regenti is the source of this 4998-nucleotide messenger RNA. Lineage: Eukaryota; Metazoa; Platyhelminthes; Trematoda; Strigeidida; Schistosomatidae. The record is from the annotation of a GenBank genome assembly.